GUGGGCAGCAGAAGUCACCUGCGUAGAAAGUUUCAGCUUUCACUGCAGACAUGCUCAGGUUUCUUGUGUUGACCUCUCUCGCAGCCCUCGUGCUGGCUGAGCUGGAGCCUCAGCCCAGGUACCUGGAGGAUGACAGUGCUGCUGAGAGAGUUGUAGGAGGUGAGGUGGCCAGACCCAACUCCUGGCCCUGGCAGAUUUCUCUUCAGUACAAAUCUGGCAGCAACUACUACCAUACCUGUGGAGGCACUCUGAUCAGGAGAGGAUGGGUCAUGACUGCCGCUCACUGUGUGGACAGGUCCAGGACUUGGCGUGUCGUUCUUGGAGAUCACAACAUCAACUCCCAUGAGGGCAGAGAGCAGUACAUGAGCGUGAGCCACGUCUACAUCCACCCCAACUGGAACACCAACAACGUUGCCGGAGGCUGGGACAUCGCUCUGCUGCGUCUGUCCUCUGAUGCUUCUCUGAACAACUACGUCCAGCUCGGUGCUCUGCCUCCUUCCGGUCAGGUUCUGCCCAACAACAACCCCUGCUACAUCACCGGAUGGGGUCGCACCCAGACUGGAGGUCAGCUGUCUGCCCAGCUGAAGCAGGCCUCUCUGCCCGUCGUUGACUACAGGACCUGCACCAGCUACGGAUGGUGGGGCAGCACUGUGAAGGACUCCAUGGUCUGUGCUGGUGGUGGCAGCAACUCUGGCUGUCAGGGCGACUCUGGUGGCCCCCUGAACUGCAGUGUCAACGGCCAGUGGGUCGUCCAUGGUGUGACCAGCUUUGUGUCUUCUUCUGGCUGCAAUGCCUACAGGAAGCCCACCGUCUUCACCCGUGUCUCAGCCUACAUCAGCUGGAUGAACGGCAUCAUGGGUUGAGAAGAAGGAUGAUCUCCAUGGAAACGACAGAGCACCGGAUUCGUCUUAGUAUCCAUCUCCAUCGGAAUAAAAUGUCCUUUAAUGUGCA
Acanthochromis polyacanthus (spiny chromis) is the source of this 951-nucleotide messenger RNA. Its product is annotated as elastase-1-like. Gene Ontology annotation, molecular function: serine-type endopeptidase activity. Bases 51 to 863 code for a protein of 270 amino acids. The record is from RefSeq and is a predicted model, not a curated record. NCBI's taxonomy places the organism in Eukaryota, Metazoa, Chordata, Actinopteri, Pomacentridae. Gene Ontology annotation, biological process: proteolysis. The transcript is spliced from 8 exons.